AUGAACUACGACCAGCAGCACCAAGCCGCCGGUGGCUACCACCACAUGGCUCCCAAUCCCUACGGCCAUCAACUUCCUCCACCUUCGCAACAUCACCCAUCUGCUCCUCAACACCAUCCUCAUCCUCCGAGUCAAAUGCCACAGCUCCCUCCCAUGUCCUAUCCACCACCGGCACCAUUGCCUUCCAACAUGGCUGGCAACGGCAUCCCUCCUCAGCAUCUUCCAUCCGCCCCUGGUGCUCCUGGAGCUGCGGCUCCCCCCGCUCAGAAGACUGGCCCUUUGCCUGAGAUCUCCAAGACCGACGACCAGGGCAGGCAAUACAGGCUUGAUGUUGUACAGCAGCCCCAGCGAGCGCGCAUGUGCGGAUUCGGUGACAAGGACCGCCGGCCCAUCACCCCUCCCCCUUGUAUUCGAGUCGUAGUUUUCGACCCUGUCACCAAACAAGAAAUUCAUGUCAACGAAGUUGACCAUGCCCACUUCAUCAUCAACGUUGACUUGUGGUCAGAAGAUGGCCAGCAGGAAGUGAACCUGGUCAGGCACUCAUCGACCACGGCUUCCAUAUCUACUACCAUUCCGCACUCCUUCACGGGACUGAGAGAUGAUAUCCAACCCAUCCAGCCCUAUGCCCAGAUUAUGCCCUCCUAUGGCGCCCCUUCCAUGGGUUAUGGCCAGCAGCAACCUCCGGCGCCGGGCCAACCGCCCAUGGUGCCAGGUUACACUGGUUAUCAACGUGAGUUACUCGAUCAUUGCCAGUUCGUUUAUAUGGCUGAAUGGCUAACAACGCGACAAGCUCCCCCAACGGGAUACCAAUCUACAAAUGCCGCAUUCGCGCCCCCAACCCAGUACUACCCGCAGCAUGCGUCAGCCACUGUGCCGUCACAGGCAGACAUGGCCUACGGCCACCGUCAGUCCAUGUCUAUGGCCUCGAGCCAGCCCCAGGGCAUGUUCACUCGCAAUCUGAUUGGCAGUCUUGCGUCGAGCGCUUUCCGUCUCAACGACACUAACGAUAACGUCGGGAUCUGGUUUAUUAUGCAGGAUUUGAGUGUCAGGACCGAGGGUCACUUCCGGUUGCGUUUCUCGUUUGUCAGUGUUGCCAAGCGCCCCGGUCAGCCGUCCGCCCAAGGCUCGAUGGUCAAUAUGGGCAAGUCACCCGUUCUGGCCCAGUGCUUCAGCGACGUAUUUCAAGUCUAUUCUGCGAAGAAGUUCCCCGGAGUUUGCGAGAGCACAGCUCUCAGCAAGUGCUUCGCUCAGCAGGGUAUCAAGAUCCCCAUAAGGAAAGAUGGGCCUUCGGACAGCAAGAAGGGCAAUGAUGACGAGGAAGAUUUCUAG
Molecule: messenger RNA, 1329 nt
Organism: Colletotrichum truncatum
Lineage: Eukaryota; Fungi; Ascomycota; Sordariomycetes; Glomerellales; Glomerellaceae
Product: developmental regulator VelB
Source: RefSeq, a predicted model, not a curated record